Messenger RNA from Aspergillus ruber CBS 135680, 1221 nucleotides. RefSeq names its product 4-hydroxyphenylpyruvate dioxygenase family protein. The coding region runs from base 1 to 1221 and encodes 406 amino acids. Gene Ontology annotation, biological process: L-tyrosine catabolic process. The record is from RefSeq and is a predicted model, not a curated record. Lineage: Eukaryota; Fungi; Ascomycota; Eurotiomycetes; Eurotiales; Aspergillaceae. Gene Ontology annotation, molecular function: 4-hydroxyphenylpyruvate dioxygenase activity. The transcript has 2 exons.
AUGGGCGAUGCCGGCCAAAUCCCACCCAACCGCGCGGUCAUCCGCAGCAUAAACCCCAACUACAUCGGCUUCGACUACAUCGGGUGGUACGUCGGCAACGCGCGCCAAAGCGUCUCAUACUUCGUGAACCACUUCGGCUUCGAAGUCCUCGCGUACAGCGGUCCAGAGACAGGCUCGUACCUGACCACCUCGUACGUGAUAGGCAACGGAGCCGCACGGUUCAUGUUCACGGCGCCGCUCAACUCCCCCGGUAGUACAUGGGACACGCGCGCGACAGCCGAGGACCGCACACUCUGCGCGGAGGUUCACGCGCACCUCACCAAGCACGGGGACGGUGUCAAGGACAUUGCGUUCCAGGUGGAUGAUGUUUGGGGCGUGUGGGAGCAUGCGGUUCAGAACGGAGCUGAGUCGGUGCAGGCUCCGCAUGUUCUGCGGAGUGGUGAUGAUGAGAAGGAUGGGGAUGUUUUGUGCGCGGCGAUUCGGACCUUUGGGGAUACGAUCCAUACACUGAUCAACCGCUCUGAGUAUACGGGGGCUUUUCUGCCUGGGUUCAAGACUGUGCCUGCUGGUGCCAAUGGCUUGCAGGAACGCUUUCCAAGCGUUGAUGUCGUUGAGAUUGACCAUUGUGUUGGGAAUCAGCCAUGGGAUGGGCUCGAUGGUGCUGUCGAGUACUAUGAGAAAGCGCUGAACUUCCACCGCUAUUGGAGUGUGGAUGACAAGGAUAUGUGCUCCGAUUACUCGGCCAUGCGGUCUGUGGUAAUUGCCUCACCAAACGAGGUGAUUAAGAUUCCCAUGAACGAGCCCGCGGUGGGGAAGAAAAAGUCCCAGAUUGAAGAAUUCGUCGACUACUACAACGGCGCCGGAUGCCAACACAUCGCCUUCCGGACUAACAACAUCAUCGAAGCGGUUGACAGCCUGUCAAAGAGGGGUGUAAGCUUCCUCUCGGUGCCGGACAGCUAUUAUGUCGAUGUACGGAAGAGGCUGGCACAACUGGGCGUCAAGGUGGCCGAGGAUAUCGACACACUGCAAAAAUACAACAUCCUUAUCGAUUUCGACGAAGGCGGUUACUUGCUACAAAUAUUCACAAAGCAUGUUGUGGACCGGCCGACUGUAUUCCUUGAGAUCAUCCAGCGCGAGAACUUUGAUGGUUUUGGAGCGGGCAACUUCAAGAGUUUGUUCGAGGCAUUUGAGCGCGAGCAGGCUCUUCGAGGCAACUUGUAA